GAUUCGUUUCCCUUCAGCAAUACAGGACUUCCCGGCAGUAAGACAUCGCUAGAGGAGCGCCGAUCAGUGAGCAGCAUUAUUCAGCAGAGCUACCUGUGUGCCGGUUCCUGUCAGCAUGUUUCGCAACCAGUAUGACAAUGACGUCACAGUGUGGAGCCCACAGGGCCGUAUCCAUCAAAUCGAAUAUGCCAUGGAGGCUGUGAAGCAGGGAUCUGCCACCGUGGGGCUGAAAUCAAAAACCCACGCUGUGCUUGUGGCCUUAAAAAGGGCUCAGUCCGAGCUGGCCGCCCAUCAGAAGAAGAUUCUCAAUGUAGAUAAUCACAUCGGUAUCUCCAUCGCUGGGCUGACGGCUGACGCGCGCCUGCUGUGUAACUUCAUGCGUCAGGAGUGUCUGGAUUCCAGGUUUGUGUUUGAACGUCCGCUCCCGGUGUCUCGGCUUGUCUCGUUGAUUGGAAGCAAAACCCAAAUUCCAACUCAGCGUUAUGGACGGAGACCUUACGGCGUGGGCCUCCUUAUUGCAGGUUUUGAUGAUAUGGGGCCGCACAUCUACCAGACGUGCCCUUCGGCAAACUAUUUUGAUUGCAAGGCGAUGUCUAUCGGAGCGCGGUCACAGUCGGCUCGCACCUACCUGGAGCGACGUAUGUCGGAGUUUCUUGACUGUAAUUUGAAUGAGCUGGUUAAGCAUGGACUUCGUGCUCUAAGAGAAACCCUUCCUGCAGAACAGGACCUGACCACAAAGAAUGUUUCUAUUGGCAUUGUUGGGAAAGACUUGGAAUUCACAAUCUAUGAUGAUGACGAGGUUGCUCCGUUCCUAGAAGGUCUGGAAGAACGGCCACAAAGAAAGACGGCCCCUGUUGCAGAAGACCCCGUAGAAAAGCCAGAAGAGCCCAUGGAACAUUAGAUUUGCAUUCUCCUUUUAUAGGGGAAUUAUUUCUAGUCUGGACCUGCGGUGCCGCACCAAAUGGCUCAUACGUCAAAUAUGUCCCUUGAUUUGUAAAUCUGAUCUUAAAUCGACAUUCUGUAACCGAGCGGGCAAAAAAAACCCAAACAUUUUUGUGAAAUGCCUAAUAUUUUGCAUAAUGCUUAUCGCCUUCAUAGCGUGAAGGUACCUGGAAUAAAAAAAAAUUUCUUGA
Messenger RNA from Spea bombifrons (plains spadefoot toad), 1133 nucleotides. It is a transcript of the gene PSMA1, whose product is annotated as proteasome 20S subunit alpha 1. NCBI's taxonomy places the organism in Eukaryota, Metazoa, Chordata, Amphibia, Anura, Pelobatidae. The transcript has 10 exons. Bases 116 to 901 code for a protein of 261 amino acids. Gene Ontology annotation, cellular component: nucleus; proteasome core complex; proteasome core complex, alpha-subunit complex. The record is from RefSeq and is a predicted model, not a curated record. Gene Ontology annotation, biological process: ubiquitin-dependent protein catabolic process.